Molecule: messenger RNA, 9533 nt
Organism: Aedes aegypti (yellow fever mosquito)
Lineage: Eukaryota; Metazoa; Arthropoda; Insecta; Diptera; Culicidae
Gene: MESR4
Exons: 5
Coding region: 678-8495 (2605 amino acids)
Biological process (GO): regulation of DNA-templated transcription
Molecular function (GO): DNA-binding transcription factor activity, RNA polymerase II-specific; RNA polymerase II cis-regulatory region sequence-specific DNA binding
Source: RefSeq, a predicted model, not a curated record
GUCGUCGUCCGUCGCGCUCAUGAAGAAACUCCGGAUUGACAAAACGUGUGCGUGUUCGAUUGUACGCGGUGAAAAAUCUAAAUUUACGGUCCGCGCCCAUCCCGGAACCGAUCGAAAGUGGUUCCAGCCGGUAGCGGAACACUUCCGGCGUUCGGUGCAUAUAAAGUGCGUUGGAAACGGCGGUGUUUUGGUGGCAGGAUUGGAUCAUUGGAAGCAAGCUGAAUUUGACGAAUAUAUAUAGUGUGAAGUUAGUGCUUCCAAAGUGAAGAAUUUCUUUGUACGAAUCCUACACAAUGUAAACACAAUUUAGUUCGAAGAAGCAAAUCACUAAAGACUUGAAAGUGUGCUGCCUUAGGAAGCAGGCAGAGGAAAUUGUUCGACGGUAGUGGUGGCAAGAAUAGGAAAGGGUGUUUUCCCCACUUGCAAGAAAAGAGAAGCGUAUUAUUAGCAAAAAAGAAGUGAGCUCGAAUUCAAAGUGCUCUGGUACCAUCGGUUUUGGCAAAUGCCUGUUCCUGUGCUUGUGCUGCCGCUGAUGCCAAUUCCAGCCUGGGGCGAAAAGGGGACGAAACAGGACGGCUGGAAAUAGACAGUGCAUCUGGACGGAAUAAACAUAAAUCGAUCAUCGAAGGAGCUUGGAUUUGCGCUGAGAAACUGAAGGAAAUACGGUAGAACAAAUUAUGGACGAUGAAGAUGGAUCCACAGCGGCUCCAGUCGACGAUACCAGCAGUGUAAGCAAUGAAACACAUACUAUCGAUGCCACCGAUAAACCCAUUGAAGAUGAGGUGGAAAAUUCUGAGGCUACUGCACUGGAGCCCAAUAACACACUGCAGGCAGAGGAAAACCCUGACAGCCCGCCUGAGCUUCAGCAACCGGAAGCUGCGAGUGGCGAACCAUCACCAGCCGAACAGUCAACGAUCCCAGACCUUAUCGAUGAAGCAGACCAAGAAGAACCACAGCAAACCGAUGAAGCUGGCCUUGCCGAAAAGGAUGAUUCCGAGAAUGCAGAUUGUUCAGAACAAUUGGUCGAAGAGCCUACUGAAUCAAAUCCAGCUUCGGAAGACAUUGUAUCGAACGACAAUGAAGCAUCGGCGGUACAAGAAGCUGAGGAAGAAUCCCCCGUUGUCGAUGACAAUGCUGAUAGAGAGGAACCAGAAGAAAAUAUGGACGACGCAGCUGAUGCCCCGCCGGCUGACGACAGUCCAGAUAUUGAACAAGAAAAUGAAAAACAACAGCGGUCUCCACCAUCGGAGGAAGACGUUUCAGACGAACCGUUCGCAGAAAAUGACGAACCCGGGGAUGAAGAUGAGAAUGUUCCUGUGCCGGAUGCAAAACAUUCGAAUGGAGAAAAUGACGAGGAAGCACAAGAAGAGGUCUGUGACAAAGCGGAGGAAUCGAAAUCUGUUGCGGACAGUUGUCAUAUAAGGCAUAAGGUUAAUGGGGCGUUGACGAGGCGAUCGGUAGAGUUGGAUCGUGAAGCUGAUACCAUGAAAGCUGUAGAAGAUGUAGAUGACGAAACAACUGAAAACGAGAACGAAGAAGACGAUGAGGAUGCAGCCGAGCAGCAGACAGACAUUGUGAACGAUGAGAAAAGAGUCGAGGAAAAUGAGGAAGCUAAUGUUGAACAUGAACAAAACGAAGAUAUGGAGUGUGAAGAAGAAGGGUAUCAAGCGACUGUGUCGUAUAAAGCGGAAGAGAACGAUGCGGAUGAACAAAUAGAUCAUACACAAAGUCAAGACGAAGACGAUCAGUCAAAUCCUAAGAUGGAACGACGAUUAACUGAUAGUGAAAGAGAAGAUGAGCAAAUGGAUGUCCAAGAACAAUAUGAUGUUCAUUUGGACAAAACUGGUUCAAUGGAGCCUCGAGUGAACGGUGACAUAGCACACGACGACGAAGAAGAGUCGGAAACAGUUGGUCUCAAACGGGCACGAUCGGAGAGUCCAACGGAACACAACAGUGAAAAGCAGGAACCGCUCAGCAAACAGCUUAGGCUAAGCGAAAGCAGUGUUUCGGAAACUAAACCUUCUGAUGCAGCACACAAACAUAGCUACGAGACUGAUCUGUUGCUAGAAGGCGGAAAGUUAGAUCAGUCCAUAGAUUCGGGCAAAUCUUCACUCGGAGACAGCAAUGAACCGGAUGAAGAAGCUACCGCCCAGGCAACCGUAGUGCCAGAACCGUUGGAAGAAGAACCUCAACCAAUAGCACAACCCAAUGGAGAUGAUAACAUUGAUGACGAUGAUGAGUUGGACGAUGAUAAAUCCAGUAGCUCAAGUUCGUCAAGUUCUUCGAGUUCUAGUUCCGAUUCGGACAGUUCUGAUGAAGAACAGAAGGCAGAUGAUGAAGAGCACCGAGAACCUUCCAAUACUCAUCAGGUUGAGCAACCGGAGCCUGAACAGAUAACUAAUGCUCUGGACGAAAACGACAGCAGGUCACGGUUGGAAAUCGACGAGUCACAAUCGGAGGAAGAAGACGACGAAGAGGAUGAGGAGGAAGAUGAAGAUGAGGAGCCAGCGAAGAUAACAAGAAGUGAAGGUUUGAAAUUGUCUAUUUCGCUGAAACGACCACCCGCGGAGGAGAGGCCUCUGGAAGAAGAGGAAAAGUUGCCCCCAGUGAUUAAUUCCAGUUUACCUCCAGUUCCACCACAGCCGGUGGACUUCAGCAACCUUUUCAAUCAGGAAAAAAUGAUAGGCGGUCAUCAAUCAGAGCUUCUAAAGAUAGAUUACAAUAGCAAACCUCAGGUGCACAAUAUCAGCGAUCAGGUGCAACAAGAAUUGGCCAGUAAACCACUUCCAACGGAUCCAACUUCAACAGGAGGUUUCAGUUUGCUGAACAACCAAUUGAAAACAAAUUACGUGGGAGUAGAUUCCACAAACUUUCUGAUGGACGAAUCAUCCGAUACGUUGGAUGAGGAGAAUAGAUUAGUGAUCGCAGAGAAGCAACGACGAGGGCGCAAAAAGGACAGCUCUCCAGUGAAACAGCCUCAAUUACAGCAAAGUUGGCAACAACAUUUGCCAUACGGAGGAAACUACCAACUGGGUAUGAUGCGACUUGGAAUGGCACCGAAAACAAAUGCCAAACGACCACAGCACCCGCAGCAACGGGUACAACAGUCCCUAAUAAGAUCCAUGCAGACCACCAGUAAGCAAUCUCAAAUCCACUUGCCAGUGGCUCCAUCAGUUCCUCCAGCUUCCCAAAUACCUCCCCAAACGGUGCAGCAAUCACUUCUGUCUCAUCCCCAGCCUCAGCAGCAACCUCAAAUGCCUGCUCAGACACAGCCUCCAUUACCACCAGAAAACAAGAAAAAAGAUAAGAAGAAAGUGUUCCUCUGCUCACCGUGUGGAACUCACUACGAGAACUGGAACCUUUUCAAGCACAUGCGGGAGGUGCACAAAAAGUACAUCUGUCUGUACUGCUUAGGCAUCUUCCAGAGUGCCGAUAAGCUGGUGACCCAUCUGGAAGCGAAGCAUCAAGUUCGCAAGAAGCACGUGGCCAGCAUCGACGAGUAUCAACAGCAACAGCAGCAGCAGAACAUGGACACCAGCAAACCGCUGUAUUUGAUGUGUGCUCGGUGUGAACACAUUUUCGAGAAAGAGUCCACCGACGAUGGGGCAGCGAUAGUACAGCACGAUUGUGCGGACUAUUUGGAGCGAUGUGGAAACUGCGGUGAGCUCAAGCAGUCCAAACACAAAUGCGAUAAGAAGGUGGAACAACCGCCUGAGCAAACCAGACUAUUCAGCAACAAUUUAAGUUCUAGCAACAAUAUAAAUAGUAGCGUUAAAAGUAAUCUUAACAACAACUACGACGGCACUAGUGUUAGUAGUAAUUCAACGGCUGUGAUGUUAAACUACGAUAAGCAUACGACUAACGGUAAUAGUACUCACGAAAACAUCUAUCAAGGGAAUAGUCUGCUUAGGACUGGACCUGCACACGCCCCUCCAAACCGAAAGCCACAAAACAAAAAGAUGAAACUCUCCCAUCCAAAUCAGACGCUUAGCCACUUCCAAAAUUUCAACAGUCCCAUUCUUCAAUCGCAACUGCUGAAACCAUUGGAAGCACCCGUACAGCUACCCGCCCCAGUUUCCUAUCCACCCGAGUUGCUGCAGAAUCAGCAGCAACAGUCCUAUCUUCUGCAGCUGCCUCCAGCUCUGGUCGGUUUCAGUCAGAACACUACCACUACCCUGUCGACCAUACCGGCCAGCCUGCUGAACGUGCAGGAAGCACCAACGGAACUACCACCGGUCCCAACGGAGUUGCCACUGUCGGCAAUGGUGGCCCAACAGCAGCAACAGGCCUCUAGGGAAGAAGACGAACAAUUUGAUCGACCUCCGUUGGUGCCAAAGCUGAAGGUGAAGAUUCCGAAAGAAUACUGCACUCCGAUCGAAAGCGAGGAGUCGUCCACCGAGAGCGACUACGAGGACGAAGGAGCUGACCAGGAGGAUGACGAUGAUGACGACGAGGAAGAGGAAGAACAACAGCAGGAGCAUCCUGAGGAACAACAGCACGCCAAAGGCGAUGAGCUCGCGAAUACGAAUGAGGUGGAGGCACCCAUCGGACAUCCAGAGGCGCCGCAACAGCAACAACUACCAGAAGCCCCUGCUGCACCACCAGCCCGAGUUGAGGACGAUGUCAAACUUGACCCGGUCGAGAUGGACAUUGAAGAGGAAGGCGAUCGGCAACCAGUUCAUUUGCCACCAGAGAUGGGUCCAGCUCCUAUGCCGGAACAUCAUCAACCGGCACCGGAACCGAUGGCAGUCGAUGACGAACUUUCACCACCCGCGGAACCAGUCACCGCCCCACCGGCUGAAUCCGAAAUCGCAUCAGAAGCACCAGAGUUGGCACCAGCUGCACCGUCGCCAGUGCCGCCAUCCGAUGGCAUCGUGGUAGCGGAUGAGGAUGCUCAAGUUUUUGAACUAGUCCUAGACGAACCACUUGACAAGAUACACAUAAGAGAUUUUAUCAAAAUUUGUCUCCGUUCGACGGUGCCGUUCUGUUUGUAUUGUAAUCACGCAAGGCGAAUCGCCGUAAAUGGGAAAUAUUUGGCGUUGCAUCUUGUUGCGACGCAUCGCUUCCAAGCGACGGUGAACAGCAUUACAGCCGAGGAGCUUUUGCCGGCCACAAUCGUGCAAAGGUUCAAGGCAUGUUUGGAAGAACUGGAGCCACUGUACUUCAAUCUGGAGACGUUCGAUUCCAGUUGGACGCCGGAGCAGAAGGCCGUCACCUAUCCAAAACAGUUCGAGUGCUUCCAGUGUAGAUUUAUAACGAGGAUACACAAGGAACUGUACCUGCACAAUAGGAAAAUGCAUCAAAAGUCAGUGCUGAUAUGUUUGAUGUGUCGUUCGAACUUCUUCAGCUACAGCGAACUGCUAUGCCACAUGUGUCCGGGAGCUCCGAACAGGCAAAUUGCACUGGAUUGCACUUUCCGCUGUUGUUCGUGUAACAUCGAUGGCAUCCCUUCGGCAUUCCGGUUGAUGGUUCACCUCCGUAAACGACACUAUGCUUGCGAUAUCUGUUUGGAACAGUGCGUGGAGCAAGGUGCUUUGUCGAAUCACGUGUGGAAGCACAAAUUGCACCACCUUUGCUACCGGUGCGGAAUUGCCUAUCGUAACAAGGCAGACAUUUUAAAGCAUCUGUUCUGGAAGCACGGAACGGAGGGUGUGGUGUGCAAGAGGUGUCUGCAGAAGAAGUGGCCCCACGUGUACCACUUCUGCGUCCCUCCGGCGCAGUUUAUCUGCGAGGUGUGUCAAAUGGGCUUCCGAAAGUCUUUGGCUUUGAAGGUUCACCGAAGGUUGCACAACGGAGAGGAGAAGUAUCAUUGCAGCGAGGAUGGGUGCGAGAAGAAGUUCAUUUCGAAGAAGUUACUAGUGAAACAUGUGCAGAGGCACUAUGAACCUCCUCCGGCACCACCGUCUCCGCCGAAGCCGAAAGAACCCACUCCAGAACCAGUGCCACCCCCCGUCGAAGAUGUCAAACCGAAGGAGGAAGACAUCGAGAAAGUUAAGGAAGAAGUGAAGGAUGAAGGAGAAAGCAAAGUUAAGGCCGAAGUGAAGGAGGAGGCUGCGGAGGAGUCCAAAGCUAAUGAAGAAACUCCGAGGAAAAAGAAAAAGAAACGCUCUAAGGAUGACCCGGAGAAGUCACUGGUUGAUCUGAUGAAUCUACCGGCGUUGAAUUUGUCCGAGAGCGACAGUAGUGAUGACUCGGACGCGGAUCAUUCAAAUGCUAGUAGUCGACGAUUCCCAUCUGCUCCAGGUACCAGCAAGGAUGACAAUUCCGGUGACGAAGCAGGAUUGCCGGAGCCAAAGAGAGAGGAAGUGAAGGCGGAAGAAGAUGAAGAUGCCCUGGAAAAAGUGGGAUCAGAAGAGAUUGUGAACAUCUGGAACAACUUCAAAAACUAUCAGGCCAGUCGUGCGAACAGUCGGCGGCCUUCACUUUCGGACGAGGUGACCGAAGAGCAGUUUGUGGAGAAAAUGUUGAAGAGCAAGGUGCUGCACGUGUCACAAUCGGAUCACGACUACUGUAUGAUGUUCAAGAAGGUUUACCCGGAAGUCAAGGCCAGCGAAGCGGGAGAGACGAUUGUGAUCGAUGACGAUGGCAACAUGGAGAAGGGAAAACAGCAGGAAUCGUUGCUAAAGAGUGGUACCCGGGUGGGAAGUCCAACGAAGAAGCAGAAAUCGCCAAGGAAGCGGAAGCCGUCCAAGAGUGGAUCAGAUUCUUCCUCCAGCGACAGUGGCAGCGAUUCAGAUUCGAGUUGCGAAUGCGGAUCAAACUGCAGCUGUAGUUCUAGUAGUUCCGGAAGCAGCAGUUCCAGUUCGGACGAUUCGGAUAGCUCCGAUGAGAACAAUGCGAAGAAGAAGGACGAAAAGAAGAAGAAAGCAGGAGAACUACAGCAAACGAAGGUGGAAGAACCGGUAGCGCCAGUGCAGGAGGAACCACCAGUAGAGCCACCGGAACCAAUCGAUCCGGACACCGUAAUUCACGAAUCGGAUUUGGAAACGGACGAGUCGGAAACGGACGAAGAGUUCUAUGAUGAACACCCGCAGAAGAUGGCGAGUCAACUCUUGGCGGAGAAACGACGCCAACUGAUGCAGCAAACCUGUAUGAGUCCAAUGAGCAGCUUCGGUAUCGUGGAGAACAGUCGCCCCUCAACUCCGUCGCUACCGGAAGAAAUGGUGGCCAAGAAAAAGGUAAAGCUGAAGAAGAGAAAGCGUGAGCGGAAGAUAACAAAAAAGACUCCUCCACCGCUGCUGCUUCAAGAUCAUAUACCAAACAUUCCUCCUGCGUUGAAUUUGAGCCAUGUAGAUCAGUUCUCACCUGCCCCAGCUGCUGUGACGACUCCGUUGACAGCCCCGCCCACAUUGCAUUCAGUAGAGAGCCUAAUGCUCCCUUCGGCAUCGACCACCAACCUGGAUAAUUCGUUUUCACCCGGAUCCGCUUCGAAAACCCCUCGGCUCAGUACCGGAAAUAGUUCCGAAUCAGAUGCGCCCCUAAAAAGAUCUCAACGCAGCCGUAAGCCGAACAAGUUCUACGGCUACACCAGUGACGAUGAGAUUCCGCCGAUUCUGACACCUCUGGUAUCGAAGAAUCCUGAGAAAUCCAUCCUUUCGGUUAUGAAACCUACUCCUCCUCCAAAUCUGGUAUGGAGCAAAGAGGAUCUCCCUUCACCGCCUAAAAUAAAAUCCUCCAAAGCAAAGCCGUUAGAUCCCAGCACUCCUCUGAGCUCACGAUCAGCACCUCCAGCAGCUGCUCCAAGCCCGCAACAAGCACCCCUACAACAACCACCCCGAGUCGACACAACGCGAAUCCCCACUGUUCCGGUGCAUCACGUUAUACCCAGUCCGCUGAGUACCCCGAUGCACAAUGACGCCGACAGCGAUUCCAGUCAAGAAGGCGCCCUUCAAAUCAGCCAAAAACCUACCACCAAGUCAACCCCUCAACGACCGGCGCCACCGCUUCCGAAGCUGAAACUUUCCGUGCCGAAAAAGUCUACCCCAACAGCUCGUGGAACUCCCAAGACUCCUGCGGCACGAAAGCGUGCUCCACCAAAGUCCAAAACUCCCAAAUCCGCCCCUCCCGUACCAACAGCUGCCCAGAACCCACCAGCAUUUCCACCGGCACCGGUUGUGGCCACCCCCUUCCAGCCACCCAUCGUCGAUCCUGCUGCUCCGAAAGUUCCUCCCCUGGGCUCGUUCCCCAGCAUCCAGUCGGAGUUUUUCCCCGCCAACCAGAUCCGCAUCCCGGCCGGGUGGCGGCCCCCUCGCGAGGGCGAAUCCGUCUACUGUUACUGCCGGUGUCCGUACGACGAGGUGUCGGAAAUGAUUGCUUGCGACGGGGACAAUUGCCGGAUCGAGUGGUUCCACUUCGAGUGCGUUGGCAUCAUCAUGCCCCCGAAGGGAAAAUGGUUCUGCCCCGAGUGCAAACUGAAGCAACAAUCGGGCGGAGCAGGAGGGGCACAUAUAGCGGCGAACGCGGAACUGCAGGACGAUUUGCUGGAUUCAAAUUAGAGUUCUUUUUUUUGGCGAUCUGAAUUUGUUCUUUUGUUUGACUUGCUUUUGCAUUGUUGGCAUACACGUUUUAGUUGGUUUUAAUAAAAAUAAAAUCUCAUAUAGUUCAUUGUGAGAUAAAUUAUGAUGUAUAUGUAUAGACUAAAGUAGUUUGCUAGUUCUGUAUACAAGUAAACGCAAAAAUACAAAAGCAAAUAAAUGUAAAAUGAUGAACAUUAAACAGAAACAAUGUUCAAAAGUACAGUGAUUCAGUUUCAUAUGCGUACAUGUCAUUGUUUUCACAGCAAGUUGUUAAAAAACAAUCAAAUGAUGUAUUAAAUUUAAAAUACUUUAUGAAGCAUCUAUUGUUCGACAAUCGUAAACUGCAGGGUGACCAGCGCACCGGGAAAUCGGGAAAACCGGGAAAAAGCCGGGAAUUUCAAAUCACCGGGAGAAAACCGGGAAAAAUACGGGAAUUUCAAUUACCACCGGGAAAAUUGUGCAUACCAGAUAAUAUCCAACACAAUCCCUAUAAAAUUGAUUAGUGGGCUUUUAAUAUAGCUUCAACAUUCGAAUCUCAACCUUGUCAAUAAAAUCAGGGUACAGUAUGUAGAAACAGAAUCUGUAUACAUAUGUUGCCAAUUGGGUUGUUUAGUGAUGAAAAAUUCACAGUUUUUUGUAAGUCUUCUUCUUCUUCUUCAGUGGAACUUUGGAUUCUGGCUCCGGCUAACAUACAAUCAGAAUAUGUAAAAAGCAGGAUACCCCUAAACAAGCCAAUUAGAUAAAUAUUUUAUAAAAACGACGACUUUCAUUAAUUAACUACAUAAAAUGUUAAAACCUUUCAAUGUUGAAGAAUCUUGUGAAUAAUGAUUUUUUCAUAACAUUCCUUGAACAAUUUCGUGUUGCAAAAUACAGUAUUUGGAUGCCAUCAAUUACAUUUAUCUAAGCAAGCUUGAUAUUCGCAAAGCUCUCGACAAUUGCAUUUUUGAUUUUCUAUUAAUUUAAGCUAAAAAUUCCUCCACAUAAUACUUCUAUUUUUAUUGCUUAAGGUAUAUUUUU